Silurus meridionalis is the source of this 2994-nucleotide messenger RNA. RefSeq names its product DNA-directed RNA polymerase II subunit rpb1-like. The transcript is spliced from 10 exons. The record is from RefSeq and is a predicted model, not a curated record. NCBI's taxonomy places the organism in Eukaryota, Metazoa, Chordata, Actinopteri, Siluriformes, Siluridae. Bases 1993 to 2994 code for a protein of 333 amino acids.
CGAGGUACAGGGUUGUAAGCGUUUUCAGACGUUCCAGUGUGAAUUGGUGAAUUUUGGGAAACCAUUGAAAACGAAUGUGUAGAAAGAUAGUUUUUCUAUUUAGACCUUGCUGAACAACAUAAAGAACCUGCAAACACACCCUCUUCAGGAUCUUCAAACAUCUUCAUCACUGUUUUUGCAUUGUGCAUUGUGUCUGUGCUGCUGAUCAUAUGAAUUGUGAUGAUCUUCUACAAAUGGUGUUCCCAGUAGUCAAAAGGAGAUUCCUCGCCAGUCGAUGGAGGAAACCCAGUGACGGAAGAGAAUGCCUGUUAUGCCUAUAAUGAGGAACCUAAAGACACACUAGUUGCUGCUGUCUAUGCCAUGGCCCAAAAUCCACAAACUCAUCCCACCUGUCUAAAGAUGUCUGCAGCUUUAUCUCCAAACACCGAUGAUUUUUACAGCAUGGCUGAACUUCCUAAAAUAGAAAUUAACUCCUACGAUUUACCCACUCACCCCUGCAAUUAUUUAAGUACCCCCUCCAAUUUACCAAUUAACUACCAAUUAGAUUUACAAUCUAACCCCUCCAAUUUCCCCUUUAACCUCUCACAUUUACAAUCUAACCCCUCCGAUUUACCCAAUAAACCCUCCGGUAUACCCACUUACCCCGCCGGUAUACCCACUAACCCUUCCGAUUUACCCACUACCCCCUCCAGUUUACCCACUAACCCCUCCGAUUUACCCAAUAAACCCUCCGGUAUACCCACUUACCCCGCCGGUAUACCCACUAACCCUUCCGAUUUACCCAUUACCCCCUCCGGUUUACCCACUAACCCCUCCAAUUUACCUAAUAAACCCUUCAGUUUACCCACUAACCCCAUCCAAUUUACCUACUAAUGACCCCAAUUUAUCUAAUAAACCCUUCGGUUUACCCACUUACCCCUCCGGUUUACCCACUAACCCCAUCCAAUUUACCUACUAAUGCCUCCAAUUUAUCUAAUAAACCCUUCGGUAUACCCACUAACCCCUCCUGUUUACCCACUAACCCCUCCUGUUUACCCACUAAACCCUCUGGUUUACCCACUAAACCCUCUGGUUUACCCACUAACUCCUCCAGUUUACCCACUAAACCCUCUGAUUUACCCACUAAACCCUCAGCAACUAAAUACUCUUAAUUACACAUUAAUCACUCUCAUUUAUCAUCUUAUUUAUCCACUAAUUCUUGAAAUCCUGCUGCUUCUCCUACACACAGUGUACUCUAUAUAACACUGCACAUGAUUUGUGGAAUAGUUCAUGUGUAAAGCAACAAUAUUUUCCUGUUUUCUGAUAAAGUUUCAGAAUAGUCAGAGGAUGUGGGUGAAGAAUCGAGUUUGUUGUGUUUUUUGUCCGAUCAAAGUAAAUCACAAAUGUUGCAUGAAUGGUACAGGAUAUUCUACAACGUGUUUAAAAAUGCCAAAGCAAGAAUUUUAGCAUAUUGUUUAAAAACAAGACCUUAGAGAAGUUGUAGCAGCGUCGCACAACUGCUUACUGCUUACAUCCCUCACAACGGUGUUUAGUGGUAAGAGAUCAGCACCAUGACCCUGGUCAGGAUAUUAAUAGUGCUGUUUUAUUGCUAUUCUCUGCCUACAAUAAAUUUUACUUUUUAAUGCUUACUGUUUGUUGUUGUUGGUGUUAAUCCACUGCAUUUAAAAGGUAUGAAAUGUGCUGUUUGAUUUUAAUAUGCAUGAGUGUAAAAAGUAGAAGUCUAGAGACAAAGAGGGGGAAGGAUGGAAAAAGGGAUGUUAAAUUAAAACACUAUUUAGUUCAGAGAAAAGAAUUGUGCCCAGAUUGUAGCGUGAGGAAGUCGUGUGAACUUCAGCUGCAGGAAAGCGUGACUUUAACAUUCCUAUUCUCUCCAGGAUGCACGAUGUGGAGGUGAAGAACAGCCUGAGGUGAAGCAGAGUCAAUGCUUGUCCUCGCACUUUAAAAGCAGUGGUUGAUGUUUGCAGAACAAAACUGAUCAAACGGAUCAAAACGAUGAAUUCAACAAACAAUAAACUGAUGUCCCCCAUGCUACGAGUUCCAUUUAAAACAAAAGAUCCCAAAGUGGCCAUCAUUCUUUUAUCAGUCUUUCUGUUUCUCAUGCUUGUUGGUAAAAUUUUUUACUACUUCUAUCACAAAUGGAAAAACAAUAGACAAGGUUCCUCUUCUAUUGCAGUUCAAUUAAAUAACAGACAGCUGAAACAAACUACAGAGAAAUUGGAUCCAGAGAUAUGCAGUUCUAACAACAUCUCCGAGGCAGCAGCAGAGCUCUCAUAUCCUCUCGAAGAGCCCUUACAUCCACCCUCUGAUCCCUCGCAUCCUCCUGAAGAUCCCUUACAUCCACCCAUGGAUACCUCACAUCCACCCUCUGAUCCCUUACAUCCUCCUGAAGAUCCCUCACAUCCACUCUCUGAUCCCUCACAUCCUCCCGAAGAGCCCUCACAUCCAGCCUCUGAUCCCUCACAUCCAGCCUCUGAUCCCUCACAUCCACCCUCUGAUCCCUCACAUCCUUCCGAAGAUCCCUCACAUCCACCAUCUGAUUCCUCACAUCCUCCCAAAGAGCCCUCACAUCCAGCCUCUGAUCCCUCACAUCCACCCUCUGAUCCCUCACAUCCUUCUGAAGAUCCCUCACAUCCACCCUCUGAUCCCUCACAUCCACCCUCAGAUCCCUCACAUCCUCCCGAAGAUCCCUCAUAUCCUCCAGAAGAGCCCUCACAUCCAGCCUCUGAUCCCUCACAUCCUCCCGAAGAGCCCUCACAUCCAGCCUCUGAUCCUCACAUCCUCCCGAAGAUCCUCACAUCCACCUCUGAUCUCUCACAUCCACCCUCUGAUCCCUCACAUCCUCCCAAAGAUGCCUCACAUCCACCCUCAGAUCCCUCACAUCCUCCAUCUGAUCUCUCACAUCCACCGAAGAUGCCUCACAUCCACCCUCAGAUCCCUCACAUCCUCCCAAAGAUCCUCAUAUCCUCCAGAGGAGCCCUCACAUCCACCCUCUGA